Ochotona curzoniae (black-lipped pika) is the source of this 957-nucleotide messenger RNA. Its product is annotated as olfactory receptor 18-like. Gene Ontology annotation, cellular component: membrane. Bases 1 to 957 code for a protein of 318 amino acids. The transcript has a single exon. Lineage: Eukaryota; Metazoa; Chordata; Mammalia; Lagomorpha; Ochotonidae. Gene Ontology annotation, biological process: G protein-coupled receptor signaling pathway. The record is from RefSeq and is a predicted model, not a curated record. Gene Ontology annotation, molecular function: G protein-coupled receptor activity; olfactory receptor activity.
AUGGAAAUCAGAAAUCUCACACGUGUUGUCUCAGAAUUCCAUCUCACUGGCUUCUCCGAGGAUCCAGAGCUGCAGCCCGUCCUCCUGGGACUGUUCCUCUCCAUGUACCUGGUCACGGUGCUUGGGAACCUGCUCAUCAUCCUGGCUGUCACCUCAGACUCCCACCUGCACACACCCAUGUACUUCUUCCUCUGCAGCCUGUCCUUGGCUGACAUGGGGUUCACCUCCACCACGGUUCCCAAGAUGAUUGUGGACAUCCUCACCCAUAGCAUGGUCAUUUCUUAUACCGGCUGCCUGACUCAGAUGUCUCUCUUUAUUACAUGUGGAGACAUGGAUGAUUUCCUUCUAACAGUGAUGGCCUAUGACCGGUUUGUUGCCAUCUGUCACCCCCUGCAUUACCAGAUCAUCAUGAAUUCCCACCGCUGUGGCAUCCUACUUUUGCUGUCAUUUGUGGCCAGCCUUUUUGAUUCCCUACUUUAUAAUUUUAUGGUAUUACAAGUCACAUGCUUCAAAAGAGUAGAAAUUUCUAAUUUCUUCUGUGAUCCCACUCAACUUCUCAACCUUAGUUGUUCUGACACCCUCAGCAGUGACAUAGUCACAUGUAUUGUAAGCAUCGUAUAUGGCUUCCUCCCUUUGUCAGGAAUCCUUUUCUCUUAUUAUAAAAUUGUCUCUUCCAUUCUGAGGGUUCCAUCUCCAGGUGGCAGAUACAAAGCAUUCUCCACCUGCAGCUCUCACCUGACAGUGGUUUGCUUAUUUUAUGGAACAGGCAUUGGUGUGUAUCUCAGUUCAUCUUUCUCUGGUUCUGCUGGGAAGGUUGCCUUGGCCUCACUGAUGUACAGUGUGAUCACCCCCAUGCUCAACCCUUUUAUCUACAGCCUGAGGAACAGGGACAUCAAGAGAGCCAUGUGCAUAGUCUUCAAGAAAACACUCUUAUUCCCAUCCAAGAUUAGAACUUGA